Molecule: messenger RNA, 2062 nt
Organism: Prinia subflava (tawny-flanked prinia)
Lineage: Eukaryota; Metazoa; Chordata; Aves; Passeriformes; Cisticolidae
Gene: ASB10
Product: ankyrin repeat and SOCS box containing 10
Exons: 5
Coding region: 531-1844 (437 amino acids)
Biological process (GO): intracellular signal transduction
Molecular function (GO): protein binding
Source: RefSeq, a predicted model, not a curated record
CUGGCAGGCCCUGCUGGCCGGGGAUCACGGCACUGUAGCCGAGAUCCUCGGAGAUCCUCGGAACAAGCUGAGCCCCAAUGCUGUGUUUGACACCAGUGACCUGGAGGAGUGGAAGAACUACCGCUUCAACCCCCGCGGGCUGAGUAUGGGGAGCAGUGGGGCUCAGCUGGGACAUGUGCUGGGCAUGCCUGUGCCUGGGGCUGUGUUACGGGUGCUGCUUGGGCUGCACAGGAGUGGGGAUGGGAACAGGAGCAUGGGGAUGUGGUCAGCUUCUCCUGCGUUCCUUGUGGAAGGGAAUUCCUGUUUCUGAGAGCACAGGGUGCAUCCAGGAAACCUGGUCUCUCUCAGAGGGAUUGUCUUAAGUGCUUGGGAACUGCUGUGUGUGCAGCCUGCACUGUGCUGCCACCUCCCACUGUGGGUUGUGCCAGACUGUCACAACAUGAGUUACAUCCUGGAGAUGAUUCAGUUUGAACGUGGCCCUGGAAAACAUAGAUGACCACAUACUGCUUCUGCAAGACGGAGCUGAGAGGAUGCACUGUGGAACAUGCCAUGCGGUCUGGGAUGUCUUCCAGCUCAGUCUGGGGCUGUGGUCGCUGAGCUACGAGCAGGAGCUCACCACGCCGCUGCACAUCACGGCCAGCCGGGGCUACACGGACUGCCUGCGGCUGCUGCUGCUCCGCGGCGCCGCCGUGGACUUGGCUCCGGGGGGCUCGACCGCCCUGCACGCGGCGUGCGCGGCGGGCAGCGCCGGCUGUGUGCGCCUGCUGCUCGGCGCCGGAGCCGACCCCGACGCCGUCUCUGAGGACGGCUACAGGCCCCUGCACCUCUGCAAGAGCUCGGACUCCAUCGAGUGUGUCCGGCAGCUGCUGCAGCACGGUGCCAGUGUGAACAGUCAGACGGAGGAGGAGAACGACACAGCGCUGCACGUGGCGGCACGGCACGGCCUGGCAGAGCACGUCCAGCUGCUUCUGCACCACGGGGCUCAGCUGGAGGUACAGAACAAGGAGGGGCAAACGCCGCUGAACGCUGCCUGUGCUCAGCGCCAUCAGCCCCAGGACAUGGACCGCUACUACCGGGUCUGCCAGCUGCUGGUGGAGGGCGGUGCCAGUAUCAACGCCGCGGACCGGGACCGGCAGCACCCGCUCCACCUGGCCUGCAAGAACGCCAAUGCUCAAAUCGCAGAGCUACUGCUGGCCCGGGGCGCCAACGUCAAUGUCAUGAACUACGGCGGCAACACGGCCCUGCACAACAUCCUGCAGGUGGCUGCCUACAGGCUGGAGCAUCGCCCGGAGCUCGUGGUGCGAGCGCUGCUCAACCACGGAGCCGUCCGCGUCUGGCCAGGCUCCCUCCUCAAGGUGCUGCGGUACUGCCACUCCUGCCCACGUGUCAUCGAGGCCCUGGUGAACAGCUACACCCACGUGCGUGUCUCUGAGGACUGGGUGGAUGCAGUUCCAGUGGAGGUUGUACAGACCUCGCUCCUUGCAGCACCUGGCUCGCUGUGCUCUCAGGACCCUCCUGGAGGGCCGGCUGCUUCUGGUCCUGUCCCAGCUCCAUCUGCCAAGUGCCCUGCACCAGUUCCUGCUGCUCGGCUUCGAGGAUGUUCUCUACUAGGGGUGGCAGUUCCAGUCCUGCUGUGCCUUUCUGGGCAGAUGUUCCAUCCCUGCCAAUGCACUCUGCUUUCCCAGCUGCCUCCUUUCCCUCACCCCGCUCCCACGGGGCCACAUCAGGCCCCUGUGCCAAGCCUGUUGCUGUGUCCUGGUCCAAACCAGCCUUGUGCUCUGCAUCAUGCAUCUGUUUUGGAGCAUUCUGUUUGUCCAUGUUCAUCUGGAGAGACUCCAGACUAACAAAAGGAGGUAUGGGAAUUAGGGCAUUUUGUGGUACAAGAGCAAAGACACUGCGUGGAUCACAGGCUUAGUAGCAGAUAUCAGUUUUCCUAUCCCAAAUACUCUAGACUGUACUAGGCAGCUCUGGUGCCCUGGAUGAUUGCUGUGAUCCUGUCUUUAGUCAAGUUGCUUAGUCUGUACCCAAAGAAGUUUGGAAUAAAUGCUGUUCUUUAUACCUA